CCACCACGCCCGGCUAAUUUUUUUGUAUUUUUAGUAGAGACAGGGUUUCACCGUCUUAGCCAGGAUGGUCUCGAUCUCCUUGCCUCGUGAUCCGCCCGCCUGGGCCUCCCAAAGUGCUGGGAUUACAGGUGUGAGCCACCGUGCCUGGCCAUAGAGCAGUCUCUUCCUUUUCCUGUUGGGUCUCUGCUCAAAUGUCAUGUCAGAGAGGCAGAUCUCUGGGGCGGUCUAUCUGAGGGAAUGCACCCAUCUCCCUUCCUCUGACCAGUCAGUUACCUUGCUUAUUCUUUCAAAGCUCUUACCACCACCUGAAGUCAUCUAUCUGGUUUGGUUAUUUUAUUGUUUAGUAGCAGUCUUUAUUUUAUUAUUAUUAUUUUUUUUUUGAUGGAGUCUCACUCUGUUGCCCAGGCUGGAGUGCAGUAGCAUGAUCUCGGCUCACCACAACCUCUGCCUCCCAGGUUCAAGCGAUUCUCCUGCCUUAGCUUCCUGAGUAGCUAUGACUACAGGCACAUGCCACCAUGCCCAGCUGAUUUUUGUACUUUUAGUAGAAACGGGGUUUCACUAUGUUGGCUGGUCUUGAACUCCUGACAUCAAGUGAUCCGCCCACCUCGGCCUCCCAAAGUACUGGGAUUACAGGCAUGAGCCACCACGCCAGGCUGGUAGCAGUCUUUCCUAGAAUGUGGAUGCCUUGGAAAACAGGAGCUUUGCCUUGUUUCCCUAGAACCUAGAAUGGCAUCUGGCACACAGCAGAUGCUACAUCUAUUGUAAAUGAAUGAAUGAAAGAAGUGUCCUUGCAGCCACACUGGCAGCCGUAACAUAGUGGUUAUAAAUCUAGACUCUGGAGUCUCAAGUGCAAAUGUCAUUGGCCUCUCCUCCAGCCUCCUCAAGGGGCACUCAAUGAAAGAACCUGGAAGCGCCCUGAUAUGACUGUGGUUGGACUGACAUGACUGCCAGAUGGUGGGACUUGGUCUGGAGCAGAGACUGCUUGGAAUGGUAGAGGCAAAACUCAGCCCCUGGAGCUGCGCUUGUGGUGGAGCUGGACCCUGAUUUUAGCUGGACCUUGUUUUUAGAGACAGGGUUUCCUUCUGCAGUCUCAAACUCCUAGCCUUGAUUGAUCCUCCUGCCUUGGCCUCCCAAAGUGCUGGGACUACAGGUGCAUGCAACCACACCUGGCUAAUUUUCUUUUCUUCUUUCUUUCUUUCUUUUUUUUUUGAUGGAGUCUUGUUCUGUUGCCCAGGCUGGAGUGCAACGGUGCGAUCUCGGCUCACUGCAACCUCUGCCUCCUGGGUUCAAUCCAUUCUCCUGCCUCAGCCUCCCAAAGUGCUGGGAUUACAAGCAUGCAACACCACACCCAGCCUGAAACCCAGAUUUUUGAUAUGAAAUCAAAGUCUUCAAACCUUGUAGGUGUCAUAAAAAGCACGCUGAGGACCACUAGUUUGCAACUGCCAAUCUAAAAUAUCAUAGACAUUAUAUCACUUUUACCACGAAAAAAAAAGUAUGUGAGGCAGAAAAUGGAAGCAACCGUGCCUAAUUUAUUGUUGAAUACUUUUUCCGUAUACCAAGAGCUUUCUUUGCACUAGCAUCUGAAACUAUAUCCAGAAUGACAUUGGUUUUCAUAAAAGUGUUGAUCCUCACACCUCUUUAUAGUCUUGCACCUAGCACAGUGGAGUGAAACACUUUAAAUAGCACUUGUUCCUUGAGUAUAUAUGGAAAAAAGUGAAGUAUUGAUAAGUGUUCAGCUAAUAUGAGCAGCAUCUCAGGAGUCUCCAAUUCUUGAAUUACCAGGGAGUAUUUUUACCAUUUUCCCCCAGUGAAAGGCCUAUUUUGAGAGACUUACCCUCCAAAAUGAAUGUAUUAAGUCAUGUUCCUUUUUUUUUUUUUUUUUUUUUUUUUGAGACAGGGCCUUGCUCUGUUGCCCGGGCUGGAGUGCAGUAGCAUGAUAGUUACAGGAAAGGGGUCCCAAUCUAGACCCCAAGAGAGGGUUCUUGGAUCUUGUGCAAGAAAGAAUUCAGGGUGAUGCCACAGUGUGAAGUGAAAGCAAGUUUAUUAAGAAAGUAAAGGAGGAGGGGCACGGUGGCUCACUCGUGUAAUCCCAGCACUUUGGGAGGCCGAGACAGGUGGAUCACGAGGUCAGGAGAUCAAGACCAUCCUGGUUAACACGGUGAAACCUUGUCUCUACUAAAAAUACAAAAAAAUUAGCCAAGUGUGGUGGCGGGCGCCUGUAGUCCCACCUACUCUGGAGGCUGAGGCAGGAGAAUGGGAUGAACCCGGGAGGCGAAGCUUGCAGUAAGCCGAGAUCGUGCCACUGCACUCCAGCCUGGGUGACAGAGGGAGACUCCAUCUCAAAAAAAAAAAAGAGAAGGUAAAGGAAUAAAAGAAUGGCUACCCCAUAGACAGAGCAGCCGUGAGGGCUGCUGGUUGCUCAUUUUUAUGGUUAUUUCUUGAUGAUAUGCUAAACAAGGGGUGGAUUUUUCAUGCCUCCUCUUUUUAGACCAUAUAGGGUAACUUCUUGAUGUUGCCAUGGCAUUUGUAAACUGUCAUGGUGCUGGUAGGAGUGUAGCAGGGAGGAUGAUGGGAGGUCAGUCUUGUCUCUGUUUUGGUUUUGGUGGGUUUUGGCCAGCUCCUUCACUGCAACCUGUUUUAUCAGCAAGGUCUUUAUGACUGGUAUUUUGUGCUGACCUUCUGUGUCAUCCUGUGACUUAGAAUGCCUUAACCAUCAGGGAAUGCAGCCCAGUAGUUUCAGCCUCAUUUUUCCCGGCUCCUAUUUAAGAUGGAGUUGCUCUGGUUCACACACCUCUGACAUGAUCACUGCUCACUGCGGCUUCCACCUCCCGGGUUCAAGAGAUCCUCCUGCCUCAUCCUCCCAAGGUGCUGGGACUACAGGUGUGUGCCACCAUGCUCAGCUAAUUUUUGUAUUUUUUGUAGAGACGGUGUUUUUCCAUGUUGCCCAGGCUGGUCUCAACCUCCUGGGCUCAAGCAAUCCUUCUGUCUCAGCCUCCCAAAGUACUGGGAUUACAGGCAUGUCCCACCAUGCCCAGACUAAUAUUUACUUUUAGUCAGACUAAGAUAGGGUUACUACUUGAGUUGCUAUGGCUCCAGCUGAAAGAAAGCCUGUGCAGUCAUAUCACGCGUAAACAUUUGCUUUAUGCUAAAAAUAUGGUGGACCUGGCAUUACAGCUAUUACAAAUCUCCUAAGUUGUCUCGGGUAGUGUAUUAGUUACUUUUCAUACUGCUAUGAAGAAAUACUCGAACCUGGGUAAUUUAUAAAGAAAAAGAGGUUUAAUGUACUCACAGUUCCACAAGGCUGGGGAGGCCUCAGAAUCGUGGCGGAAGGCAAAGAAGGAGCAAAAAGGUAUGUCUUACAUGGCAGCAGGCAAGAGAGCACGUGCAGGGAAACUGCCCUUUAUAAAACCAUCAGAUUUAGUGAGAUGUAUUCACUAUCACGAGAACAGUAUGGGAAAAACCUGCCCCCAUGAUUCGAUUACCUCCUACCGUGUCCCUCCCACGACACAUGGGGAUUAUGGGAACUACAAUUCAAGAUGAAAUUUCGGUGGGGACGCAGCCAAACCAUAUCGGGUAGCAACAACCUAGGGUCAGUUUUGCAGGUGGUAAAGCCAUUUACCAAGAUAGUUGUAGGUAAAGAAGGGCAGAUUUAUUAGAGAAAUUAUGAAAAUAUGUUGCAAUGGGCAGCUCAGCAGAGAAGGGGCUACCUGCAAAGAGGCAAGGGCUGGAGGAAAGUUUUAUAGGGUCCUGCUGAAGGGUGCUAUGUGUGGAAUGAGGUCAUUGUGCCCACAGGUUGUUUGUGAUUAGCUGUCUCUUAACAAUUGUUCAUACAAUAAUUGUUCAUUAUUGUUCUCAACUUGGGGCUCUCCCCAACCUGGGGACCCUUCCUUAUUGUUGCUUACUUAUCAGGACUCCACAUAAGGGUGUGGAAACUUCAUUCAUUCAUAUCUUCAACGCAAAUUGUAGGUAGCCUGUUUUUUAAAACAUUUAUUCAACAAAUAUUUAGUCCAAGCCACUAUUACUUAUUAUCUUCUCUACUAUUUUAUGGACUUUUAACUAUCUCUGACACUAUUCACUAUUCUUCCACAUUUUCUAUUAUUUAUACCUAUGGUAAAAUUUGCCAGUUUGACCAUACAACUAAUACUCACAGGGAAUAUAUAGAGUCUAGAAGAAAAUAUACAGGUCCUUAAAGGCUGCCCUGCCAACAAAACCAUAAUGCAGGAACAAACAUCACAACUAUGCCAAAUAAUCAAUCCUACAAUGUCCAAAAUUUUACUUUAAAACUGGAAUUUCCAGACUUCCUUUCUGCAUUAACCAGUUUAACUAGACAGUAAUGAAAUAUUCCUCCUACUUUAUGCUGUGAUAGUUUGUUUAUUUAUUUAUUUAUUUAUUUAUUUAUUUAUUUAUUUAUUUGAGACAGAGUUUCGCUCUUGUUGCCCAGGCUGGAGUGCAGUGGCACGAUCUCAGCUCACCACAACCUCCACCUCCCAGGUUCAAGCGAUUCUCCUGCCUCAGCCUCCCGAGUAGCUGGGAUUACAGGCAUGUACCACCACGCCCGGGUAAUUUUGUAUUUUUAGUAGAGGCGGGGGUUUCUCCAUGUUGGUCAGGCUGGUCUAGAACUCCUGACCUCAGGUGAUACCCCUGCCUCAGCCUCCCAAUGUGCUGGGAUUACAGGUGUGAAGCCACCGCGCCCGGCUGCUGUGAUAGUUGAGAUGUAAACCAAAAAUAAAAUUCUAAGUCACCCAAUCCAACUGAAUGGACCCUUCCUGUUGACCAAGGACAUUCCAAAGUAAACUGAAAAGACCAGCUUAGGCCAUGAUGGGAAGGGGAGGUGUCAACAUGCCUCAUUCUACCUUCCUCCCUCUGGAAUCCAGACACAACUGACCAGCAUUAACAUUAAAACAGAGAUCUUAAGCUGGGCACAGUGGCUCAUGCCUGUAAUCCCAGCACUUUGGGAGGCCAAGGUGGGAUCACCUGAGGUCAGAAGUUCAAGACCAGCCUGGCCAGUAUGGUGAAGCCAUGUCUCUACUAAAAAUACAAAAUUAGCCGGACAUUGUGGUGCACGUCUGUCAUCCCAGCAAGGCAGGAGAAUCACUUGAACCCAGGAAGCAGAGGUUGCAGUGAGCCAGGAUCAUGCCAUUGCACUCCAGCCUGGUCAACAGAGCGAGACUCCGCCUCAUUAAAAAAAAAAAAAAAAAUUAGCCGGGUGUGGUGGCGGGCACAUGUAGUCCCAGCUACUAGGGAGGCUGAGGCAGGAGAAUGGUGUGAACCAGGGAGGCGGAGCUUGCAGUGAGCCGAGAUUGUGCCACUGCACUCCAGCCUGUACAGAAAUGCAUUUCAUAAUGCAUUUUAAUUGCAUUAGCAGUGAUUUAAUUUUUUUAGAUGCUAAAACUUAUGGGUGAAAGUGGAUUAAAUGUAGCCAAAUGCAACAUCAAAAUCUUCAGGCACAAAAACCCAUUAACUUUUUCAUACUCUCAGAAGAUGAACCUAAUUUCAAAUGAAAGCUGCCUGCAGAAUAUAUUAAGCGUAUUCUAGAUAUAAUUCAUUUUGGCAAACAUACUGUAGAAAUUCACAUAACAUUUUACUGUACUAAAAGUAAAUUGCCCAUGUAACAAAAAAUAUCUUUUUAGAGCUUCAAAUGAAUUUUAAAGGAUGACUGAUGGUCCUUGGAAAAGAAACAGUAAACUAAUAAGGUUUGUAGCAAUGAUGUAUGAGUUAGAAAUUGCAGUUCCAGAUGAUCUCUUUAUUAAAGAGACGAUCUACACUUAAUUUGGUCAACUGUUAUGAACAUAGUUCAUGUUAAGUCCCCAUUUAAAUACAACCUGAAAUACCAAAGUUAAUUUUCUUUUCUUUCUUUUUUUUUUUUAGACAGAGUCUUGCUCAGUUGCCCUUCCUGGAGUGCAGUGGCGUGAUCUCGGCUCACUGCAACCUCCACCUCCUGGGCUUGAGCGAUCCUACUGCCUCAGCCCCCCAAGUAGCUGGGAGGACAGGCGCAAGCCACGGCACUCAGCUAAUUUUUGUAUUUUUCAUAGAGAUAGGGUUUCACCAUGUUGCCCAAUUUGGUCUCGAACUCCUGAGCUCAAGUGAUCCGCCCGCCUUGGCCUCCCAGAGUGCUGGGAUUACUUACAGGCAUGAGCCACCGUGCCUGGCCAGAAAAUUUUAAACACACACAAACUCUCAAGUGGCCUAAUUCCCUCUCACCAAACCAAUCACAAUACAGAUAAAAGAGAAUAACUUGUAUUCAUUUUUGUACAAACAAAAAAGAUAUAAAUUGUGAAUGAUGCAUGAUUUUUAAUUACAAGUAAACUGGGCAAAUGCUUCUGCAUUAUUUAAAGCUAAAAGGUGAUCAGUGGAAACUUUCCUCUGUUAGUACUCUAAUACUUUUUAUAUUUAUCGGCCCACUACAACCUGUGCCUCCCAGGUUCAAGCGAUUCUCCUGUCUCAGCCACCUGAGUAGCCGAGACCACAGGCACGCACUACCAUGUCCGGCUAAUUUUGUAUUUUUAAUAGAGACAGGGUUUCACCGUGUUGGCCAUGCUGGUCUUGAACUCCUGACCUCAACCGAUCCGCCUGCCUUGGCCUCCCAAAGUUCUGGGAUUACAAGCGUGAGCCACCGCGCCCAGCCUUAUUAUAAUUGUUACUAUUUAAAUCUCUUUUGCUCUCUCCUUCAAGAGAGACCUCAUCCCAUUCAGUUGCAUCCAUUUAUUUAUUCAUCUUCUGCCUCCUGGGCUCGAGAGAUCCUCCAGCGUGAGUCUCCCAAGUAGCUGGGACUACAGGCUCACACCACCAUGCUUGGCUAAAUUUUGUAGGUUUUGGAGAGACAGGCUCUUGCCACGUUGCCUAGGCUGGUCUCAAACUCCUGGGCUCAGAUGAUCCACCUGCCUUCGCCUCCCAAAGCACUGGGACAUGAGCUACCACGCCCAGCCGCAAGUACUUUUACACAAAAUGCAAACACUGUUCUUCCAUCAUAAAAGUGAUACCACAGCUUCUGUGAAGUUUUGCCAGGCAGUACUCAUAAUUACCUUGGGUAAACUUUUUGAUGUUAAACUGUAUCUUCUUAUUACGAGUUUUUCCAUUGUAUUAACUGCUUUUACAACAACACAAAUAACAAGUUAUUUUACAAACCAUUUAGAAAUUUCUGUACUAUGCUGCCAAUAAUGUAAAAUAUAUUAAUGCCUAUUACAUUCAGAUAAAUUAUACACUUGGAAACCACAUACUUAUGACUUACAGAAGCUUACAUAAACAAAUUAUAGAAAUUAUAUGCUCAAUUUUUAGGUAUAUACUCUUAAAUUAAGCUUAAGUAUACAUUCUCAAGAUAAAUUAACAGUUCAGGGCUUCACAACUUGAAAUCUGUGGAAGAUGACAUUGGAGACAACAGAACUCUGGUGGAAUUCUUAGAUGGAAUUUGCUGAAACUUUUUUUUUUUUUUUUUUUUUUUUUGAGAUGGAGUAUCGCUCUGUCGCCCAGGCUGGAGUGCAGUGGCGCAAUCUCAGCUCACUGCAAGCUCUGCCUCCCGGGUUCACGCCAUUCUUCUGCCUCAGCCUCCCGAGUAGCUGGGACUACAGGCGCCCACCACCACGUGCAGCUAAUUUUUUAUAUUUUUAGUAGAGAUGGGGUUUUACUAUGUUAGCCAGGAUGGUCUCGAUCUCCUGACCUUGUGAUCCACCCGCCUUGGCCUCCCAAAGUGAAACUUUUCUUUAAAAUAGAGAUGGGAUCUUGCUGUAUUGCCCAGGCUGGUCUCAGACUCCUUGCCUUAAGCAGUCCUCCCACCUCAGCCUCCUAAAGUGCUGGGAUUACAAGCGUGAAGCAUUACAUCCAAGUGAAACUUCUUGAGAUAGUUACAUAAUGUUUAAAUCUGCUGGUGUAGAAGUUAAUAAAGUGUAGAACUGAAUAAAUAUUAAAUAUUAGAUCAAGUUUCUCAUGUUUACCUUAACGUAUAAAGAUUUAUGUUAAAGCACUGAUUUUCACAAAAUAACAUCAGUGUGAAAUUGGAAAAGAAGCCAAAUAUUUUAUUUCAUGUAUGUGGGAAAUGAGGUGCUUUAGUCAACUGAAUCUGCCCAAAACUAAAAAGCAUUAAUUAAAAAGUACUUAACUCAGAAAUUGUAAAAAUAGGAGACAUCAAUGAAAUACAUUCUACACAGAAUACGCCAACCAUACACUACUCUUUCUUGAUAAUAAAAAAUGUAUUUACUGAGCCAGUUGUGGUGGCUCACCCCUAUAAUCCCAGCACCUUGGAAGGCCAAUGAGAGGGGAUCAGUUGAGGCCAGGAGUUUGAGACCAGCCUGGCCAACAUGGCGAAAUGCCGUCUCUACUAAGAAUACCAAAAUGAGCCGGGCACGGUGGCACGCACCUGUAAUCCCAGGUACUCCGAAGGAUGAGGCAGGAUAAUUGUUUGAACUCAGGAGGUGGAGGUUGCAGUGAGCCGAAAUCAUGCCACUGCACUCCAGCCUGGGUGACAGAGUGAGUCUCUGUCUCAAAAAAAAAAAAUAAUAAGGAAAAGAAAAAAAGUCAGUUGCAGUGGCUCACACCUGUAAUCCCAGCACUUUGGAUGCCGAGGCAGGCGGAUUACGAGGUCAAGAGAUCGAGACCAUCCUGGCCAACAUGGUGAAACCUCCUCUCUACUAAAAAUGCAAAAAUUACGCUGGGCACGGUGGCUCACACCUGUAAUCCCAGCACUUUGGGAGGCCGAGGCGCGGAGAUCACGAGAUCAGGAGAUUGAGACCAUCCUGGCUAACACAGUGAAACCCUGUCUCUACUAAAAAUACAAAAAAUUAGCUGGACGUGGUGGCAGGCACCUGUAGUCCCAGCUACUUGGGAGGCUGAGGCAGGAGAAUGGCGUGAACCCGGGAGGCGGGGCUUGCAGUGAGCCGAGAUCCCACCACUGCACUCCAGCUUAGGCGACAGAGCCAGACUGUGUCUCAAAAACAGGAAAGAAAACAAAAGAAAAUUUGGACUAUUGCCAAUUACAAAUAUUUUUAGAGAAGAAUUCAAAACAGUAACUGUGGAUGAUGGAAACAAUAGUUAUGAUAAAAGUCUGAUGAAACUUCCCAGUUCACAAGGAAAUUUAAUUAUGUGCAGCAUUUUAAGACAGUAAUCAGAAUCAUGACUGACAGCAUCAUAUCAGGGCCACCAGACUUUUAUAAAUUUCAUACAAUCUUCAGAAAUAAUAACUUUUUUUUUUUUUUUUUAGAUAGAUUCUACCUCUGUCACCCAGGCGGGAGUGCAGUGGCAUGAUCUCGGCUCACUGCAAUCUCCGCCUCCUGGGUUCAAGCAAUUCUCCUGUCUCAGCCUCCCGAGUAGGUGAGACUACAGGCAUGUGCCACCAGGCAUGGCUAAUUUUUGUAUUUUUAGUGGAGACAGGGUUUCACUCUAUUAGGCUGGUCUGGAACUCCCGACCUCAGGUGAUCCACCUGCCUUCGUCUCCCAGAGUGCUGGGAUUACAGGCAUGAGUGACGGUGCCCAGCCAUUCAUGACAUGUUUAUACAGAUAUAACUUUAGCAAAUAUUUAGCAUAACUAUCAAAAUUACAAAUCAUAUUAAAUUUGUAUAAAUGUAUGCAAUUUUUGGAACACGUAUAUCAACAACAUACCCAUAAAUAUAACUGAGAUGAGAUCUAAUGUCACCUCACUUGACAGUGCCCUCCCAUGCAGUAUCACCACAUUUGACAAUGCCUGCCCAUUUAAUCUACCAAAUAAAUCGAAUCACUUAAUACCUCUACAAGAUGAGAGAUACAUUCUUUAGACUCCCCAAGGGAUGCAGCUGAAAAAAUCCCAAAGUUAGUUUUAAGCCAAAAAGACUUGAUUUAGGAUUUUGACACUGGAGAAACCCAUCGAAGAUGUCAAGUUUGAAAACACUUGAUCAAAACAGAAUCACAGGUCACUAUUAAAAGAGUAUUAAUUUAACCAGAGACUUCCAAAGCAAUACAGAAACUUACAUGGAUAUAAAAACCUUAACCCUUUUGAAGGUCAGAUUUGCUAAGUGAUCAAAAGGGGUACUUGAAUUGAAUCGACACAGGAAGAGUGUGUACAGGGUUAUGAGUGUAGGCAGAUGGUUACUUUGGUCAUAUCUCCAUUUGCCACCUGAUUACACAUGAGAAUGGCAUCUUUACUCACCAGAAAGCCAGUAUUAUGGGAGGUGUAGGAGGCAUUCUUGGACCUGAGACAAGAACAUUGUUGUGUAGAAAUUUCAUUGACUGUGUUAAAAUUAUUCUCCAUGGGCUGGAGAACACAUAACGUGGCGUUUAGAAUGAGACGGGCAUUGAUUGGAUGCAAGGUCUCCACACUUACUAGCUGUGUGACAUUGGACAGAGUGCUUCAUCAUUCUGAGACUCAGUUUUUAAAAGAUAAACAACUAACUACCUUGCAAGCUUGCUAGCAGGUUUAAGUGUAAUAAUGUGUGGGAAUGACUGCACCGUGACUAACACGUAGUGACAGCUUAAUUAAUGUUAACCCUUAUCAUUAUCAUAUAAGAAUGUGAGUUACAUAAGAGAGGAAUCCUGUCAGUUCAUUCUCUGCUGUGUCCCCAAGACCAUGAAUCAUGGCUGGCACGUAGUAGGCAUUUAAUAAUAUUUGUUCAACAAGUAUUUGGCAGUCUUGGAGGGCAGAAAAGGAGGUGGGGAAGAUUUUUAAAUAACAUUUUUUAAAAAGUCACAUUGUCCUGCAAUACCAAUUUUUCUUGCAUAUUUAGGAAAUUGAGGGUUUUUUCCUAAAACAUGCGGACAUAUGGGAAAUAGGAUGCAACAUUUGCACUAAUGUUUCAGACACAGUUAGAGGUUUCCAAGAGAUUUUGCGCUGGGGAGGCUGCUUGCUACAAGCUCCCAAAGCUCUGGGAGGACAUAGUAUUCAUUCGUCCCUCAGCAGAAGCGGUGAGGCAAGAAGCUCUGGGGAGCACCCAGCCUUGGACUUUUAGCAUAGUGUGUCAGGUCUUCAUAGUUUGGGCCCAGGGCACAGAGAAGUCACAGCUCUCCGGCAUCCUGUGACCUUUACCCUCUUUUCCAAGGGAAAAUGUGGCCCUCCAAAGCAAGAAACUUGAGGGCAUAGGUCCCCCCAGCUCUGGCAUCUGCCCAGAGCCCGAGAAGCAAGGAACAAUGAUCCUCCAGCUACCUCAAAGGGCUGGUACAGGUGGCCACUGCCCUGGCAUCACCCAGCUGUGUUCGGCAGCCUGAACCCCAUCUGUGGGGAUGUGAGGAGGAAAAUACAAAAGUCCUUAGGUGAACACUGAGAAGGCAGAUGCAGCAGAAGCCUCCAGGCCGGAACUACCCAGUCUUGGACCUAUGCUGGAGAUAGAGCAUAGCUGGCGAUCAUGUGUCCUUACACUGUAAGGUCACCUGGUUGCACUAUGGCCUCAUCUGUGGCUCUGAAAAUGAAGAUUUGGAAGGAGAUCAUCACAGCUAAUGUUUAACAAGUCCCUCCUGUGUGCCAAAUCAUUCACCCCUCACAACAACCGAAUGAGCUAAGGAUUCUCGUUAUAUAUAGUUUAUGGAGAAGGAAGUGCAGACAUAAAGAGGUGAAUUAUCUUACCCAGAUCACACAGCUGAUAAGUGGUGGAGGCAGAAUAGAAUCUAAACAGUGUGGCUCCGGAGCCCACAUGCAUUGAUUCGACAAGUGUUUAUUGAGCACCUGCCACGGACAAGGCCUUGUGUGAUUAAAUAGGGUUAUAAUUAGUAAUAUAAAAAUGAGAAAUCACUAAUGCUUUUUAGACUUAACAUUUUCUUUUUUUGUAGGUUUCAGGCACAGAACUGUAUAUCCAAUAAUAGUGAAAUGGAUCCCACUAAUUAUGACCGAAAUGAUGAUACAUUUAAAUGACUUGGAUGUUUUAUAGGUAUGAUCUCGUGAAACCUUGAGAGAAACUGAAUGACGAAUGAAACUUUUGUUCCUGUUUCACACAGAAGAAAACUGAGGUUAAAAGGGGUUGGCACUCAUGAUGAGCCCCUGUUCUCAUUCUGCAAAUGGUGAAGCUCUCUAUUGUCCUGACCCCACAGUUCCUGUCCCAUGACCAGGGCCAGCUCACCAAGGAGCUGCAGCAGCACGUAAAGUCAGUGACAUGCCCAUGCGAGUACCUGAGGAAGGUUAUCAAUACUCUGGCUGACCAUCAUCAUCGUGGGACUGACUUUGAUGAAAGUCCUUGGUUACAUAUCAUUAUUGAGUUUCCGAGAAGUUAUGAAGUUGUCAUUACCCUCUGGACAGUGUACCUUUGGUUGUCUUUCCUGAAGACUAUCUUCCAGUCUGAAAAUGGACAUGAUGGAUCCACGGAUGUACAGCAGAGAGCCUGGAGGUCCAACCGCCGUAGACAGGAAGGGCUGAGGUCCAUUUGUAUGCACACAAAGAAAAGAGUUUCUUCCUUUCCAGGAAUUAAAAUUGGCCUGGAAGACAUCUGUCCUUUACGGAAACAGGUGGAAACAAAAGUUCAAGCUAAAAUCCGUAAGACGAAGGUCAUAAAGAAAGUCAACCAUCAUUACAAAAUCAAUGGAAAGAGGAAGACCGCCAAAAAACAGAAGAUGUUUCAACGUGCGCAAGAGUUGCGGCGGCGGGCAGAGGACUACCACAAAUGCAAAAUCCCCCCUUCUGCAAGAAAGCCUCUUUGCAACUGGGUCAGAAUGGCGGCAGCGGAGCAUCGUCAUUCUUCAGGAUUGCCCCACUGGCCCUACCUCACAGUUGAAACUUUAAAAAGCAGGAUGGGCCACCAGCCACCUCCUCCAACUCAACAACAUUCUAUAACUGAUAACUCCCUGAGCCUCAAGACACCUUCCGAGUGUCCGCUCACUCCUCUUCCACCCUCACCUCCACCGUCAGCUCCACCCUCAGCGGAUGAUAAUCUCAAGACACCUCCCUUAGCUACUCAGGAGGCUGAGGCAGAAAAAACACCCAAACCCGAGAGGCGGAGGACCGCUGACGUGCAACCAACACCCGAGAGGCCUAGGGCCGCUGACGUGCAACCAUCACCGAAACCCGAGAGGCCGAGGGCCGCUGAGAUGGAACCAUCAUCACCCGAACCCGAGAGGCCGAGGGUCGCUGACGUGGAACCACCACCGAAACCCGAGAGGCAGAGGGCCGCUGACGUGCAACCAUCACCGAAACCCGAGAGGCCGAGGGCCGCUGACGUGCAACCAACACCGAAACCCGAGAGGCCGAGGGCCGCUAACGUGCAACCACCACCGAAACCCGAGAGGCGGAGGGCCGCUGACGUGGAACCAUCAUCACCCGAACCCGAGAGGCCGAGGGUCGCUGACGUGGAACCACCACCGAAACCCGAGAGGCCGAGGGCCGCUGACGUGCAACCAUCACCGAGAGGCGGAGGGCCGCUGACGUGCAACCAACACCGAAACCCGAGAGGCGGAGGGUCACUGACAUGCAACCAUCGCCGAAACCCGAGAGGCGGAGGGCCGCUGAUAUGCAACCAUCGCAGUAACCCGAGAGGCCAAGGGCCCCUGACUUGCAACCAUCAUCACCCGAACCCAAGAGGCGGAGGGUCGCUGACGUGGAGGCACCACCGAAACCCGAGAGGCCGAGGGCCACUGACAUGGAACUGUCAUCACCCGAACCCAAGAGGCAGAGGGCCGCUGACGUGGAACCACCACCGAAACCCGAGAGGCCUAGGGCCACUGACAUGCAACCAUCACCGAAACCCAAGAGGCGGAGGGCCGCUGACGUGCAACCAACACCGAAACCCGAGAGGCCGAGGGCCGCUGACAUGGAACCAUCAUCACCCAAACCCAAGAGGCGGAGGGUCGCUGAUGUGGAACCACCACCGAAACCCGAGAGGCAGGGGGCCGCUGACGUGCAACCAUCGCCGAAACCCGAGAGGCCGAGCGCCCCUGACGUGCAACCAUCAUCACCCGAACCCAAGAGGCGGAGGGUCGCUGACGUGGAACCACCACCGAAACCCGAGAGUCCGAGGGCCGCUGACGUGCAACCAUCACCGAAACCCGAGAGUCCGAGGGCCGCUGACGUGGAACCAUCAUCACCCGAACCCCGAGAGGCGGAGGGCCGCUGAUGUGCAACCAACACCGAAACCCGAGAGGCCGAGGGCCGCUGACGUGCAACCACCACCGAAACUCGAGAGGCGGAGGGCCGCUGACGUGGAACCAUCAUCACCCGAACCCGAGAGGCCGAGGGUCGCUGACGUGGAACCACCACCGAAACCCGAGAGGCCGAGGGCCGCUGACGUGCAACCAUCACUGAAACCCGAGAGGCCGAGGGCCGCUGACAUGCAACCAUCACCGAAACCCGAGAGGCCGAGGGCCGCUGACGUGGAACCAUCAUCACCUGAACCCGAGAGGCCGAGGGCCGCUGAUGUGCAACCAUCACCGAAACCCGAGAGGCAGAGGGCCGCUGACAUGGAACCAUCACCGAAACCCGAGAGGCCGAGGGCUGCUGACAUGGAACCAUCAUCACCCGAACCCGAGAGGCCGAGGGUCGGUGACGUGGAACCACCACCGAAACCCGAGAGGCAGAGGGCCGCUGACGUGCAACCAUCACCAAAACCCGAGAGGCCGAGGGCCGCUGACGUGCAACCACCACCGAAACCCGAGAGGCGGAGGGCCGCUGACGUGGAACCAUCAUCACCCGAACCCGAGAGGCCGAGGGCCGCUGACGUGCAACCACCACCGAAACCCGAGAGGCGGAGGGCCGCUGACGUGCAACCAUCACCGAAACCCGAGAGGCCGAGGGCCGCUGACGUGCAACCAUCGCCGAAACCCGAGAGGCCGAGGGCCGCUGACGUGGAACCAUCAUCACCCGAACCCGAGAGGCCGAGGGUCACUGACGUGGAACCACCACCGAAACCCGAGAGGCCGAGGGCCGCUGACGUGCAACCAUCACCGAAACCCGAGAGGCCGAGGGCCGCUGACGUGCAACCAUCACCGAAACACGAGAGGCGGAGGGCCGCUGACGUGGAACCAUCAUCACCUGAACCCGAGAGGCCGAGGGCUGUUGACGUGCAACCAUCGCCGAAACCCGAGAGGCCGAGGGCCACUGACGUGGAACCAUCAUCACCCGAACCCGAGAGGCCGAGGGUCGCUGACGUGGAACCACCACCGAAACCCGAGAGGCAGAGGGCCGCUGACGUGCAACCAUCACCGAAACCCGAGAGGCGGAGGGCCGCUGACAUGGAACCAUCAUCACCCGAACCCGAGAGGCCGAGGGUCGGUGACGUGGAACCAUCACCGAAACCACCACCGAAACCUGAGAGGCAGAGGGCCGCUGACGUGCAACCAUCACCGAAACCCGAGAGGCCGAGGGCCGCUGACGUGCAACCAUCACCGAAACCCGAGAGGCUGAGGGCCGCUGACGUGCAACCACCACCGAAACCCGAGAGGCGGAGGGCCGCUGACAUGCAACCACCACCGAAACCCGAGAGGCCGAGGGCCGCUGACGUGCAACCAUCACCGAAACCCGAGAGGCCGAGGGCCGCUGACAUGGAACCAUCAUCACCCGAACCCGAGAGGCCGAGGGUCGCUGACGUGGAACCACCACCGAAACCCGAGAGGCAGAGGGCCGCUGACGUGCAACCAUCACUGAAACCCGAGAGGCCGAGGGCCGCUGACGUGCAACCACCGCCGAAACCCGAGAGGCCGAGGGCCGCUGACGUGCAACCAUCACCCAAACCCGAGAGGCCGAGGGCCGCUGACAUGGAACCAUCAUCACCCGAACCCGAGAGGCCGAGGGUCGCUGACGUGCAACCAUCACCGAAACCCGAGAGGCGGAGGACCGCUGACUUGCAACCAUCACUGAAACCCGAGAGGCCGAGGGCCGCUGACGUGCAACCAACACCGAAACCCGAGAGGCCGAGGGCCGCUGACGUGCAACCAUCGCCGAAACCCGAGAGGCCAAGGGCUGUUGACGUGCAACCAUCGCCGAAACCCGAGAGGCCGAGGGCCACUGACGUGGAACCAUCAUCACCCGAACCCGAGAGGCCGAGGGUCGCUGACGUGGAACCACCACCGAAACCCGAGAGGCAGAGGGCCGCUGACGUGCAACCAUCACCGAAACCCGAGAGGCGGAGGGCCGCUGACAUGGAACCAUCAUCACCCGAACCCGAGAGGCCGAGGGUCGGUGACGUGGAACCAUCACCGAAACCACCACCGAAACCUGAGAGGCAGAGGGCCGCUGACGUGCAACCAUCACCGAAACCCGAGAGGCCGAGGGCCGCUGACGUGCAACCAACACCGAAACCCGAGAGGCCGAGGGCCGCUGACGUGCAACCAUCGCCGAAUCCCGAGAGGCAGAGGGCCGCUGACGUGCAACCACCACCGAAACCCGAGAGGCCGAAGGCCGCUGACGUGCAACCAUCGCCGAAACCCAAGAGGCCGAGGGCCACUGACGUGCAACCAUCAUCACCUGAACCCAAGAGGCGGAGGGCCACUGACAUGGAACCACCACCGAAACCCGAGAGGCGGAGGGCAGCUGACGUGCAACCAUCACCGAAACCCGAGAGGCCGAGGGCCGCUGAUGUGCAACCAUCGCCGAAACCCGAGAGGCCGAGGGCCGCUGACGUGCAACCACCACCGAAACCCGAGAGGCCGAGGGCCGCUGACGUGCAACCAUCACCGAAACCUGAGAGGCCGAGGGCCGCUGACAUGGAACCAUCAUCACCCAAACCCGAGAGGCCGAGGGUCGCUGACGUGCAACCAUCACCGAAACCCGAGAGGCGGAGGACCGCUGACGUGCAACCAUCACUGAAACCCGAGAGGCCGAGGGCCGCUGACGUGCAACCAUCGCCGAAACCCGAGAGGCCAAGGGUUGUUGACGUGCAACCAUCGCCGAAACCCGAGAGGCCGAGGGCCACUGACGUGGAACCAUCAUCACCCGAACCCGAGAGGCCGAGGGUCGCUGACGUGGAACCACCACCGAAACCACCACCGAAACCCGAGAGGCAGAGGGCCGCUGACGUGCAACCAUCACUGAAACCCGAGAGGCCGAGGGCCGCUGACGUGCAACCAUCGCCGAAACCCGAGAGGCCGAGGGCCGCUGACGUGCAACCAUCACCGAAACCUGAGAGGCCGAGGGCCGCUGACAUGGAACCAUCAUCACCCGAACCCGAGAGGCCAAGGGUCGCUGACGUGCAACCAUCACCGAAACCCGAGAGGCGGAGGACCGCUGACGUGCAACCAUCACUGAAACCCGAGAGGCCGAGGGCCGCUGACGUGCAACCAACACCGAAACCCGAGAGGCCGAGGGCCGCUGACGUGCAGCCAUCGCCGAAACCCGAGAGGCCAAGGGUUGUUGACGUGCAACCAUCGCCGAAACCCGAGAGGCCGAGGGCCACUGACGUGGAACCAUCAUCACCCGAACCCGAGAGGCCGAGGGUCGGUGACGUGGAACCACCACCGAAACCACCACCAAAACCUGAGAGGCAGAGGGCCGCUGACGUGCAACCAUCACUGAAACCCGAGAGGCAGAGGGCCGCUGACAUGCAACCACCACCGAAACCCGAGAGGCCAAGGGCGGCUGACGUGCAACCACCACCGAAACCCGAGAGGCGGAGGGCCGCUGACGUGGAACCAUCAUCACCCGAACCCGAGAGGCCGAGGGUCGCUGACGUGGAACCACCACCGAAACCCGAGAGGCCGAGGGCCGCUGACGUGCAACCAUCACCGAGAGGCGGAGGGCCGCUGACGUGCAACCAACACCGAAACCCGAGAGGCGGAGGGUCACUGACAUGCAACCAUCGCCGAAACCCGAGAGGCGGAGGGCCGCUGACAUGCAACCAUCGCAGUAACCCGAGAGGCCAAGGGCCCCUGACUUGCAACCAUCAUCACCCGAACCCAAGAGGCGGAGGGUCGCUGACGUGGAAGCACCACCGAAACCCGAGGGGCCGAGGGCCACUGACAUGGAACUGUCAUCACCCGAACCCAAGAGGCAGAGGGCCGCUGACGUGGAACCACCACCGAAACCCGAGAGGCCUAGGGCCACUGACAUGCAACCAUCACCGAAACCCAAGAGGCGGAGGGCCGCUGACGUGCAACCAACACCGAAACCCGAGAGGCGGAGGGUCACUGACAUGCAACCAUCGCCGAAACCCGAGAGGCGGAGGGCCGCUGAUGUGCAACCAUCGCAGUAACCCGAGAGGCCAAGGGCCCCUGACUUGCAACCAUCAUCACCCGAACCCAAGAGGCGGAGGGUCGCUGACGUGGAAGCACCACCGAAACCCGAGAGGCCGAGGGCCACUGACAUGGAACUGUCAUCACCCGAACCCAAGAGGCAGAGGGCCGCUGACGUGGAACCACCACCGAAACCCGAGAGGCCUAGGGCCACUGACAUGCAACCAUCACCGAAACCCAAGAGGCGGAGGGCCGCUGACGUCCAACCAACACCGAAACCCGAGAGGCAGGGGGCCGCUGACGUGCAACCAUCGCCGAAACCCGAGAGGCCGAGCGCCCCUGACGUGCAACCAUCAUCACCCGAACCCAAGAGGCGGAGGGUCGCUGACGUGGAACCACCACCGAAACCCGAGAGUCCGAGGGCCGCUGACGUGCAACCAUCACCGAAACCCGAGAGUCCGAGGGCUGCUGACGUGGAACCAUCAUCACCCGAACCCCAAGAGGCAGAGGGCCGCUGACGUGCAACCAACACCGAAACCCGAGAGGCCGAGGGCCGCUGACGUGCAACCACCACCGAAACCCGAGAGGCGGAGGGCCGCUGACGUGCAACCAUCACGGAAACCCGAGAGGCCGAGGGCCGCUGACAUGGAACCAUCAUCACCCGAACCCGAGAGGCCGAGGGCCGCUGACGUGCAACCAUCACCGAAACCCGCAAGGCCAAGGGCCGCUGACAUGCAACCAUCACCGAAACCCGAGAGGCCGAGGGCCGCUGACGUGCAACCAUCACCGAAACCCGAGAGGCCGAGGGCCGCUGACGUGCAACCAUCACCGAAACCUGAGAGGCCGAGGGCCGCUGACAUGGAACCAUCAUCACCCGAACCCGAGAGGCCGAGGGCCGCUGACGUGGAACCAUCAUCACCCGAACCCAAGAGGCGGAGGGUCACUGACGUGGAACCACCACCGAAACCCGAGAGGCCGAGGGCCGCUGACGUGCAACCAACACCGAAACCCGAGAGGCGGAGGGCCGCUGACGUGGAACCAUCAUCACCCGAACCCAAGAGGCGGAGGGUCGCUGACGAACCACCACCGAAACCCGAGAGGCCGAGGGCCGCUGACGUGCAACCAUCACCGAAACCCGAGAGGCCGAGGGCCGCUGACGUGCAACCGUCACCGAGAGGCGGAGGGCCGCUGACGUGCAACCAACACCGAAACCCGAGAGGUGAAGGGCUGCUGACGUGCAACCAUCGCCGAAACCCGAGAGGUGGAGGGCCGCUGACGUGCAACCAACACCGAAACCUGAGAGGCCAAGGGCCGCUGACAUGGAACCAUCAUCACCCGAACCCAAGAGGCAGAGGGCCGCUGACUUGGAACCACCACCGAAACCCGAGAGGCGGAGGGUCGCUGACAUGCAAUCAUCGCCGAAACCCGAGAGGCGGAGGGCCGCUGACGUGCAACCAUCGCCGAAACCCGAGAGGCCGAGGGCCCCUGACUUGCAACCAUCAUCACCCGAACCCAAGAGGCGGAGGGUCGCUGACGUGGAAGCACCACCGAAACCCGAGAGGCCGAGGGCCACUGACAUGGAACCGUCAUCACCCAAACCCAAGAGGCAGAGGGCCGCUGACAUGGAACCACCACCGAAACCCGAGAGGCGGAGGGUCGCUGACGUGCAACCACCGUCAAAACCCGAGAGGUGGAGGGCCGCUGACGUGCAACCAACACCGGAACCCGAGAGGCCGAGGGCCGCUGACAUGGAACCAUCAUCACCCGAACCCAAGAGGCGGAGGGUCGCUGACGUGGAACCACCACCGAAACCCGAGAGGCAGAGGGCCGCUGACGUGCAACCAUCGCCGAAACCCGAGAGGCCGAGGGCCCCUGACAUGCAACCAUCAUCACCCGAACCCAAGAGGCGGAGGGUCGCUGACGUGGAACCACCACCGAAACCCGAGAGGCCGAGGGCCGCUGACGUGCAACCAUCACCAAAACCCGAGAGUCCGAGGGCCGCUGACGUGGAACCAUCAUCACCCGAACCCCGAGAGGCGGAGGGCCGCUGACGUGCAACCAACUCCGAAACCCGAGAGGCCGAGGGCCGCUGACGUGCAACCAUCGCCGAAACCCGAGGGGCCGAGGGCCGCUGACAUGGAACCAUCAUCACCCGAACCCAAGAGGCGGAGGGUCGCUGACGUGGAACCACCACCGAAACCCAAGGGGCCGAGGGCCGCUGACGUGCACCCGCCGAAACCCGAGAGGCGGAGGGCCGCUGACGUGCAACCAACACCGAAACCCGAGAGGCCAAGGGCCCCUGACAUGGAACCACCAUGCAAACCCAGGAGGCCGAGGGCCGCUGACGUGGAACCAUCAUCACCCGAACCCAAGAGGCGGAGGGUCGCUGACGUGCAACCACCGCCGAAACCCGAGAGGCCGAGAGCCGCUGACGUGCAACCAUCACCGAGAGGCCGAGGGCUGCUGACGUGCAACCAACACCGAAACCCGAGAGGCGGAGCGCCGCUGACGUGCAACCACCGCCAAAACCCGAGAGGCGGAGGGCCGUUGACGUGGAACCGUCAUCACCCGAACCCAAGAGGCAGAGGGCCGCUGACGUGGAACCACCACCGAAACCCAAGAGGCCGAGGGCCGCUGAUGUGCAACCACCGCCGAAACCCGAGAGGCGGAGGGCCGCUGACGUGCAGCCAACACCCGAGAGGCCUAGGGCCACUGACGUGCAACCAUCACCGAAACCCAAGAGGCGAAGGGCUGCUGACGUGCAACCAACACCGAAACCCGAGAGGCCGAGGGCCGCUGACGUGCAACCAUCACCGAAACCCGAGAGGCGGAGGGGCGCUGACGUGCAACCACCACCGAAACCCGAGAGGCCAAGGGCCCCUGACGUGCAACCAUAAUCACCCGAACCCAAGAGGCGGAGGGUCGCUGACGUGGAACCACCACCGAAACACGAGAGGCCGUGGGCCACUGACAUGGAACCAUCAUCACCCGAACCCAAGAGGAAGAUGGCCGCUGACGUGGAACCACCACCGAAACCCGAGAGGCGGAGGGCCGCUGACGUGCAACCACCGCCGAAACCCGAGAGGCCGAGGGCCACUGACAUGGAACCAUCAUCACCCGAAUCCCGAGAGGCAGAGGGUCGCUGACGUGGAACCACCACCGAAACCCGAGAGGCCGAGGGCCGCUGACGUGCAACCAUUGCCGAAACCCGAGAGGCGGAGGGCCGCUGACGUGCAACCACCACCGAAACCCGAGAGGCCGAGGGCCGCUGACGUGCAACCACCACCGAAACCCAAGAGGCCGAGGGCCGCUGACGUGCAACCACCACUGAAACCCGAGAGGCCGAGGGCCGCUGACGUGGAACCAUCAUCACCCGAACCCAAGAGGCGGAGGGUCGCUGACAUGGAACCACCACCGAAACCCGAGAGGCCAAGGGCCCCUGACAUGGAACCACCAUGCAAACUCAGGAGGCCGAGGGUCGCUGACGUGGAACCAUCAUCACCCGAACCCAAGAGGCGGAGGGUCGCUGACGUGCAACCACCGCCGAAACCCGAGAGGCCGAGGGCCGCUGACGUGCAACCAUCACCGAGAGGCGGAGGGCCGCUGACGUGCAACCAUCACCGAAACCCCAGAGGCCGAGGGCCGCUGACGUGCAACCAACACCGAAACCCGAGAGGCGGAGGGCCACUGACGUGCAACCACCGCCGAAACCCGAGAGGCGGAGGGCCGCUGACGUGCAACCACCGCCGAAACCCGAGAGGCGGAGGGCCGCUGACGUGCAACCACCGCCGAAACCCGAGAGGCCCAGGGCCGCUGACGUACAACCACCGCCGAAACCCGAGAGGCCGAGGGCCGCUGACGUGCAACCAUCAUCACCCGAACCCAAGAGGCGGAGUUUGAGUUAGCUUGGAACAGGCUAUUGCAGUCAAGCCUGAGCAAUAAGAAUAAAACUGAGUAGAACAAAAUAAAAAAAUAAAAAAACAAAACCUACACUCCAAAAACGAACUAACAAAGAAUAAAUAAAUAAUAUAAAAAUAAAAUAAAAACUGCAGUCCUUA
Messenger RNA from Gorilla gorilla gorilla (western lowland gorilla), 22097 nucleotides. Its product is annotated as serine/arginine repetitive matrix protein 2-like. The transcript has 8 exons. Lineage: Eukaryota; Metazoa; Chordata; Mammalia; Primates; Hominidae. The record is from RefSeq and is a predicted model, not a curated record. The coding region runs from base 11947 to 21939 and encodes 3330 amino acids.